AUGUCUCAUCAAUCGCCAGCUGCAACAGUUGCAGCUGCAAUCCAGGAUGGCAAAACACAUCUGCUCUUAGCCGCAAGCGGCUCGGUUGCUACCAUAAAACUGCCUCAAAUUAUCUCAGCGCUGGAGAGAUAUCCUAAUCUCUCGAUCCGUGUCAUCUUUACAAAAUCGGCUACCCACUUUCUUCGUGGCCAGUCCGCAGAACAGCCAACAGUGGCGUCUUUAGCCUUGCUUCCAAAUGUUGAUUCCAUCCACGAAGACGAGGACGAAUGGGUCGAGCCGUGGACCCGGAACGCAAAUAUACUUCACAUAGAGCUCCGCCGUUGGGCGCAUCUAUUGGCAGUCGUCCCCAUGUCUGCCAAUCUGUUAGCGAAGGUGACCGGUGGCCUCUGUGACGAUCUCCUGACGAACGUGAUUCGUGCCUGGGAAAUUCACCCUGCAGACCCCAAAAGAAGACCGAUCAUCGUUGCGCCGUCGAUGAAUACCAUGAUGUGGACUCACCCGUUAACGGCAAAGCAAUUAGCUGUACUCAACAAUGAGUGGGAGUGGUUUGAGGUGCUUCAGCCACAAAGUAAAACCUUGGCGUGUGGUGAUACUGGCCAGGGUGCCAUGUGCGAGUGGAAUGAGAUCGUCAGUGUGAUUGAAAAACGACUUGCUGCUACGAAUACUAGUUUAGCGACCACGCCUCAGACGGAAGCAUCAUAA
Paracoccidioides lutzii Pb01 is the source of this 702-nucleotide messenger RNA. Its product is annotated as phosphopantothenoylcysteine decarboxylase. Gene Ontology annotation, molecular function: FMN binding; phosphopantothenoylcysteine decarboxylase activity. The coding region runs from base 1 to 702 and encodes 233 amino acids. Gene Ontology annotation, cellular component: phosphopantothenoylcysteine decarboxylase complex. Gene Ontology annotation, biological process: coenzyme A biosynthetic process. The transcript has a single exon. The record is from RefSeq and is a predicted model, not a curated record.